Astrephomene gubernaculifera is the source of this 442-nucleotide messenger RNA. Lineage: Eukaryota; Viridiplantae; Chlorophyta; Chlorophyceae; Chlamydomonadales; Astrephomenaceae. The record is from the annotation of a GenBank genome assembly.
CAGGAGGGCAUGCGUGACAGCAGCGACGACGAGCUAGGGCGCCCUCCUCCCCGCCCCUCCUCCUCCUCCUCCUCCUUCCGGCCGCCCCGCCCGCCUUCUCCUCCCCCUCCUGCUGCUGCUGAUGCCGGAGGGAGCCCUGAUGAGCGGCGGGGGGCAGCUGCCUCGCCUCCGCACCCUCCCCGCGGCGCCUCCCUCCCCCCGCCGCCUCCUCCUCCUCCCCCGCUUGUUCCCCCCUCCGACUCCGACUCCGACUCCGACGCUGAGUGCCAGGCGUUCUUGCGGGACCUGUUGCGGGGGCCCGGAGAGUGGCCGCAGCGGCCGCAGCGGCACGGCUGCUGGGCCGCUGCACCGCGCCUACCUGGCCGAGUGGCGGGCGCAGCGGGAGGCGAGGGAGGCGAGGAAGCGGCUGCAGCGGCGCAUGGGGCGGCUGCUGGUGGAGGGG